Molecule: messenger RNA, 2007 nt
Organism: Emericellopsis cladophorae
Lineage: Eukaryota; Fungi; Ascomycota; Sordariomycetes; Hypocreales; Bionectriaceae
Exons: 1
Coding region: 1-2007 (668 amino acids)
Biological process (GO): carbohydrate metabolic process
Molecular function (GO): carbohydrate binding; catalytic activity
Source: RefSeq, a predicted model, not a curated record
AUGGUACGCCUCUACAACUGCAACGCCCUGUCUUUCGCGGGCGCCGUCGCCAGUAGCUUGAUGGCACAUGCUGCCGCGAAGCUGGUGGCGGGCGAGAACUCGACUCAUGUGACGGUCGCCAACGACCACCUCGCCAUUGCGCUGGCCAAGUCAAAUGGGCACAUUGUUGACCUGGCCCUCGACGGACAGGAUCUGCUCGGACCGCUCAGUGGAAACUCAGGCAAGGGUCCCUACCUGGACUGCUCAUGCACACCCGACGGCUUCUGGCAGCCAGGAGGCGAUCUGCAGCUGAUCGAGGGCACCGAUGGCGCCGGGACAGACUAUGUCGGCCUCGUCAUGGAGGAUACAUAUGACUCGACCAACCAGACGCUCUCCCAGUACUUUUUCCUCCGGGAUGGCGAGACGGGGCUGCAUGCGUUCUCUCGCGUCACGUACUGGAACGAGAACAGACCCUUCCUGAGGGGGCUAGGCGAGUUGCGCACACUGUUCCGACCCAACACGGCGUUGUGGACGCACUUUUCGACGAGUGACGGCAACUAUGGCCCGCUACCCGGCAAGGAGGCGAUUGCCGAGGCCGUCACCGUCCAGGACGCGACGACAUACCUCGGGAACACGCCCGAUGACGGCUACGUUGCGCAGUACUCGGACUACUUUACAAAGUACAGCCUGAGCGAGGUGUGGCGCAACCACGACGUCCACGGGCAGUUCUCGGACGGCAGCACGUCGCCGGCCGGGGACACGUAUGGGGCGUGGCUCGUGCAGAACACAAUGGAGACGUACUACGGCGGUCCGCUGCACUCUGAUCUUGUCGUGGAUGGCAUUGUGUACAACUACAUGGUCUCGGGGCACCACGGCGCGCCCACGCCCAACAUCACGCACGGAUUCGACAGGACGUUUGGACCGCAGUACUACCACUUUAACAAGGGCGGGCCGGACACCACGCUGCAGGAGCUCAGGGCGGAUGCCGCGCAGUAUGCGGACGUGGAGUGGAACGCCGACUUUUACGAUGAGAUUGCGCCGUACGUGCCCAACUAUAUCCCCUCGGCGAGGCGCACCACGUUUGAGGGCAAGGUGGACCUCCCCGAGGGCGCGAAGCGACCCAUCAUCGUCCUGUCCGAGAACAAGGAGGACUUUCAGCUCAACGUGUUUGAGCACACGUCCCUGCAGUACUGGGCGGAGAUUGACGAGACGGGCGUGUUCAGCAUCCCGCGCGUCGCGGAGGGCACGUAUCGCGUGACAGUCUACGCGGACGAGGUGUUUGGCUGGUUCAUCGAGGACGACGUCAAGGUUGGGCGGUGCACGCGCAUGCACGACUUUGCCUGGACCGAGGAGUCGGCGGGGACGGAGCUCUGGCGGAUCGGCGUGCCGGACAAGUCGGCGGGCGAGUACCGCCACGGGUACGCACCGCUGGAGUCCAAGCCGCUGCACCCGGAGGAGUACCGGAUCUACUGGGCGCAGUACCAGUUCCCGGACGAGUUCCCGGAGGGCGUGCACUUUCACGUGGGCGAGAGCCGGGAGGACCUGGACCUCAACUACAUCCACUGGGCGUGGUGGCCGUCCAAGGGCAACUACCUGCGGGACACGCCCGUGUACGACAAUGUGAACAACUGGACGGUGACGUUUGACCUGGCGGCGGCGCAGCUGCGGGACCGGGCGACGGCGACGUUCACGGUGCAGGUGGCGGGGACCAAGACGGCCAACGGCAACGACAAGUGGAAGGUGUCGGACCACCCGUUUGCCAACCUGCCGUGGACGGUGGGCGUCAACGGGGGCGCGUACGAGGCGACGUGGACGAUUCCGUACUGGCGCAGCGGGUCGUGCGGCGUGCGGAGCGCCGUGGCGUGCCAGAAUGUCGAGCACAAGUUUGUGUUCCCGGCGGCGACGCUGCGGGCGGGCCGGAACGAGUUUGUGCUGAGUCUGCCGUAUAAUGCGAGCAGCGUCGAGACGGCGCUGUUGCCGGACGCGCUGUAUGUGCAGUACGAUGCGUUUAGGCUGGAGGUGGAGUAG